GAGAAGAAGAGAAAACAACAUGCUGUCUGCAGCUUGAGUUGCAUUAGACCGUUUUACAGCAUUAAGUAUCGUUAAUAUUAUUGUUUUCCAGAUUGGACGUCAAUAAAGACACAUGGCGGGAAAUAUUAAAGAUAAAGAAGCAUUUCAGCGCUUGAACUUCCUCUAUCAAGCGGCUCAUUGUGUUUUGGCCCAAAAUCCAGAAAAUAUUGACUUGGCAAGAUUUUACUGCUUUACGCAAAAGACCAUUUCCAAACGACUGGUGCUGCGACAAGAUCCUUCAGUGAAAAGAACCAUUUGCAAGAAAUGUUGCACUUUAUUGGUACCAGGUGUCACAUCAACUGUUCGACAAAAAAGGGGACCCAGACGACAGUGCAGGACCAUUGUGCGAUGUUUAAGUUGUGGACUGACCAAACGGUUCCCAAACAACCCAAAGCAUAAACUGUGGGUGGACCAACCAGAGGCUCAACUAGAAAACCAGACUCUGCCAGAUGCUGGUCCUUCAUCUAAAUACACAAUCCAAGAGAAGAAAUCAGAUUUUUCAAGUGGUCCAGCUCCCACAUCACAGAAGACUUUGUCUUCAGAUCAGAAAAAUCUGACUUGUGAAAACUGAGGCCAUUAGUUGCAGUUCCUCUUUGAUGGCAAUUUAUUUGUUGUUUCAGAGAAGAGAUAUUCCACACUUCGACAAUGUGAAUGCCUUCGUAGAUGGUCUUUUUUUAUUAUUAAAAUGCAAUUUUGUUGUACUUUGUACAUGAUCUGAGUAAGUGUUUUGAAUUGCAAUAUAAAAUAAAAGUCAUUUAGUGAGUAGUCA
Myxocyprinus asiaticus (Chinese sucker) is the source of this 808-nucleotide messenger RNA. RefSeq names its product ribonuclease P protein subunit p21-like. The transcript is spliced from 5 exons. The coding region runs from base 113 to 610 and encodes 165 amino acids. The record is from RefSeq and is a predicted model, not a curated record. Gene Ontology annotation, biological process: tRNA 5'-leader removal. NCBI's taxonomy places the organism in Eukaryota, Metazoa, Chordata, Actinopteri, Cypriniformes, Catostomidae. Gene Ontology annotation, cellular component: nucleolar ribonuclease P complex.